This is a messenger RNA of Pipistrellus kuhlii (Kuhl's pipistrelle), 1136 nucleotides long. It is a transcript of the gene ARV1, whose product is annotated as ARV1 homolog, fatty acid homeostasis modulator. Lineage: Eukaryota; Metazoa; Chordata; Mammalia; Chiroptera; Vespertilionidae. Gene Ontology annotation, cellular component: cortical endoplasmic reticulum; Golgi apparatus. Gene Ontology annotation, biological process: sterol metabolic process; intracellular sterol transport; regulation of plasma membrane sterol distribution. The transcript is spliced from 6 exons. Bases 228 to 1091 code for a protein of 287 amino acids. The record is from RefSeq and is a predicted model, not a curated record.
GGCUUACCCCGCGGCCGCCGGCAGGUGGGCGGCGGGAAGGGGCGGGGCGGCGAGCCGCAUUGCCUGCUGGGCGUUGUAGUCCCGCUGGGCCAGCUCCGAGGGCCCUCUUUCAGAUGGAGGGACUACGCGUCCCAGCAAGCACCGCGCGACGCAGACCUUCCGUUCUGGCUUCUGACGUCUUCCCGCGGCGCUGAAUCGGAAGUUCUGGGCUACCAGCGGCCAAAGAGAUGGGGACCGGUGGGCGGGGUGGGCUGCGGCCCGGCAAGGGGAGCCCCGAGGGGGUGACAGGAGGCAAGGGGAACCCCGAAGAGGCGUCUGCCGCUCCUACGGCCGCCGCCGCCGCCGCCGCCGCUUCGGCCUCCUGCCAGUACAGGUGCAUCGAGUGCAACCAGGAGGCCAAGGAGCUGUACCGAGACUAUAACCACGGGGUGCUGAAGAUAACCAUCUGCAAAUCCUGCCAGAAGGCUGUGGACAAAUAUAUCGAGUAUGAUCCUGUGAUAAUUUUGAUUAAUGCUAUUUUGUGCAAAGCCCAGGCCUACAGACAUAUUCUUUUCAAUACUAAAAUAAACAUGCACGGAAAACUCUGCAUAUUCUGCUUGCUCUGUGAAGCCUACCUGAGGUGGUGGCAGCUCCAGGACUCCAGCCAGAACUCGGACCCCGACGACUUCAUCAGAUACGCCAAGGAGUGGGAUUUCUACCGAAUGUUCGCCAUCGCGUCUCUCGAACAAGCUGCCUUUUUUGUGGGCAUCUUUACCUUCCUGUGGAUAGAACGGUCCAUCGCAACGAAGAAGAACCCCAACUUCCUGCUGCUGCUGAAGGCGCUGCUGCUGUCCAGCUACGGGAAGCUCCUGCUGAUCCCCGCUGUCAUUUGGGAGCAUGAGUACACGCCGCUGUGCCUGCGGCUCAUCAGACUGUUUGUCCUUACCUCAAACUUCCAGGCGAUCAGAGUGACGCUCAACACCCGCCGCAAGCUGUCCUUCCUGGCCAUCGUGUGCGGCCUGCUGACGGAGAGCGCCAUGGUCCACCUCUUCCAGACGAUGGAGUGGGAUGUCGGCAGCGACUGCGCCGACUACAAGUCACAGGACUUCUGAGGAGUUUUAUUCUUUACUCUCUGUGGCAUGGCCAGCUCCAUCUGA